Selaginella moellendorffii is the source of this 2166-nucleotide messenger RNA. RefSeq names its product nucleolar GTP-binding protein 1. The coding region runs from base 56 to 2077 and encodes 673 amino acids. The record is from RefSeq and is a predicted model, not a curated record. Gene Ontology annotation, biological process: ribosomal large subunit biogenesis. The transcript has a single exon. Gene Ontology annotation, molecular function: GTPase activity; GTP binding; RNA binding. Gene Ontology annotation, cellular component: nucleolus. Lineage: Eukaryota; Viridiplantae; Streptophyta; Lycopodiopsida; Selaginellales; Selaginellaceae.
GUUUUAGUUUUUAGGGUUCUUCAGGAGCGCGGCGGCGCUCGAUCGAUCGGGCGCGAUGGUGCACUACAAUCUCAAGCGCAUCACCGUGGUGCCGACAGGCAAGGAUUUCGUCGACAUUGUCCUCUCCCGGACGCAGCGCCAGACGCCGACGGUGAUCCACAAGAGCUAUGCGAUCAAUCGCAUCCGCCAGUUCUACAUGCGCAAGGUAAAGUACACGCAGGCCACAUUCGAUGAGAAGCUGGGCACGAUCAUCGACGAGUUCCCGCAGCUGGACGACAUCCAUCCCUUCUACGGGGAUUUGAUGAAUGUGCUCUACGACAGGGAUCACUACAAGCUCGCGCUUGGGCAAUUGCGCACUGCGAAGCGACUGGUAGAGAAGAUCUGCAAGGACUACGUGAAGCUCCUCAAGUAUGGCGAUUCGCUCUAUCGUUGCAAGCAGCUCAAGAAGGCCGCGCUGGGAAGAAUGUGUACGCUCAUGAAGAGGGUCGGGCCGAGUCUAGCGUACUUGGAACAGGUCAGGCAGCAUAUGGCGAGGCUUCCAUCGAUCGAUCCAAACACGAGAACCAUCCUCAUCUGCGGCUAUCCAAACGUUGGUAAGAGCUCCUUCAUCAACAAGAUCACUCGAGCCGACGUUGACGUCCAGCCUUACGCCUUCACCACAAAGUCACUCUUUGUUGGUCACACGGACUACAAGUACCUCCGCUGGCAAGUGAUUGACACUCCGGGGAUCUUGGAUCACCCGCUCGAGGACAGGAACACGAUCGAGAUGCUGAGUAUCACUGCUCUGGCUCACAUCCGAGCUGCGGUGCUGUUCUUCGUCGACGUCUCGGGUUCUUGUGGCUACUCCAUCGCCCAGCAGGCAGCGCUCUUCAACAGCAUCCGGCCUUUGUUUGACAACAAGCCGCUGCUCGUGGUGUGCAGCAAGAUCGAUCUCCAGUCGCUGGAGUCGCUGCCGGAGGAGGAUCGCCAGCUGAUCAUGGAGAUGAAGAAGGAGGCGUCCAAGUGCUCGGGGGGAAUUGCCAGCGAGAUGAUGGUCGAGGACGACGACUGCCUUCUCACGAUGAGCACCCUCACGGAGGAAGGCGUGAUCAACGUGAAGAACACUGCGUGCGAGAAGCUGCUCCAGCACCGUGUGGAGGGGAAGAUGAAGUCAAAGAAGCUCGAGGACGUGAGGAACAGGAUCCACGUCGCGAUGCCUCGUCCCAGGGACACCAGAGAGAGGCCGCCGGUGAUUCCAGCUGGGGUGUUGGAAGCUCGAGCAGCGGCGGCGCCGAGGGCCCCGAGACGACUCGAGAAGGAUCUGGAGAACGAGAAUGGUGGCGCUGGAGUUUACUCCGCCAACUUGAGAAGGCGCUACAUUCUCGCGGACGAGAGCUGGAAGGAGGACGUGGUGCCGGAGAUAGCAGACGGUCACAACAUCGCGGACUUCAUCGACACGGACAUUCUCAAGAGGUUGGACGAGCUGGAUCGCGAGGAGCACCAGCGGGAGGAGGGAGAGAGCGAGGAAGAGGACAUGGACGACGACGAGUUCCGCAAGCUCAGUCCGGAGGAACAGGAGGCGCUAGCGGCGAUUCGUCUCGCGAGAAGGAACAUCCGGGAGGAGCACAGGCUGAAGAAGACCACUGCCGAUAGCCGUCCAAUGGUUCCCAGGAAGCACGACAAGGACAAGAGAUUCACGGUUUCCAGGAUGGAGCGCCACCUAUCAAACCUGGGGAUCGAUCCAUCGGCAGCAGCGGCGAGAGCUCGAAGCAAAUCUCGCGGAAGAAAGCGGGAUCGAUCACUCGGGUAUGACGAGGAGGCCGGGGUGGAGGCUAUGGACGUGGAGCAGCCAAAGAGCAAGAAGUUGAGGAUGAAGUCCAGGACGAGGUCGCAGUCUCGCGCGUCGAUGGAAGUCGUUCCAGGCGAGGGAUUCAAGGACUCGGCACAGAAGCAGCAGGCAUUGGCACUGGGCAAGAAGGCGAUGAAGAAGAGGAACAAGUUCGCGAGGAAGGGAGAAGCCGAUCGAACCAUUGUCAAUCUCCGGCCCAAGCAUUUGUUUGCUGGGAAGAGAUCUACUGGAAAGACGGACAGGCGCUAGAGAGGACGAUGAUCCGCUAGAGAAGACGAUGAUUUUCUAUGUAUUCCCGCGAAAGUUUGAAAGUUUGAAUUUAAAUUUGGUUUUAAAAA